UGCUUCCUUGGACCCUACGUGAUAUUCGAGCGGAUAUCAAGGCCAUAAUUCUCGGGUUAACACAACCGCACUCUUAACUCGGGCUUUAUUUCAAGUAGACCUGUCGUUGUCGUCUUAUAGUUGAUCGAAUUAUUUGGAGUGGCGUUCAGGCGGCUCGCCAUCUUGCGGUGUGUGGAUCGUCCUUGACGUGGCCACCGAAAGUGAAAAGAGGUUGGGCCGGGUAUUUUCCAUCUCGACAUCAUCCCAAGUCAUCGGGAUCAUCACCACAGCGAUACCGGCAAGCAGGGUCUCGUCCUGCUUAGCUAUAUCUUGCGUGGGUUGCGACAGCCCCUGCUCGUCACAAUGCAUUAUGACCAUCAACACCACUGUCCGGUCAACAACACCAUGUCAGAAACAUUCACCUAUUUCCCCAAACUCCCGGCCGAGAUACGGUCCAUGAUAUGGGAGUAUUCGCUCCCGGAGGAGCGAGUGUACGAGGUCCUCGACGCCCCAAACGCAAAGCUGCGGACCCCUGCCCGGCAAGGGUUGAUGUUUGCCAACGUCCACCCGGAGCCCCCGCCAGCUCUCGCCGCCGUCUGCCGCGAGUCGAGAUACUUCGUCCUCCACCACUACAAGCCGCUGACCCUCGGCGCAACUACCAAAUACGUUGACCUGUCCCGCGAUAUCCUGCUGCUGGAGCCCUACCUUCUUGUCAAGCGGCUCCAUCGGACACUGCACUUCAUGAGCCAGAUCCCCCUGAUACGAGACAACAUCAAUCGGCUGGCUCUCGGGACGUCGUAUGGCGUCUACACGGGCAUCUGCCACCCCGUUCUGAGCUGGAAAGUCUCAAAGACCAACAUGGGCAAGAUGCUGUCUGGUCUCGCCAAAUUCCCACGCCUAAAGUUGCUCAUCUUCAUCGUCCACCAGGAGUUCCAGUUCGAAUUCGACUUCCGCUACCCGCCCAGUCUGGGUUACCCUCAUCACCCUCAUCACCCUCUUCAUUCUCAUCACCCGCACCACCACCCCAUCUCUUCCACCGGCCCGGACCACGGGCUCUACUUCCCACCACCCGGAAACCAUCCAGGCAUCUCCCCAAGCGGCGCAGCAGUAGUAGCAGCACCGCCGCCAACGGCACCGCCACCACCGCCCACACAGCUGAUUCCGCUACUCCCACUCCCGCGGCCCCAGCUCGUCCACCAGGCAUACCGCUUCAAGUUCGACAUCGAGGCCAACAUCAACCACACCCCGCGGCGGCCCCACCUCAACGAGCUGCUCUACUACCCGCUGGACGUGGACGAGGACAAGGACGACUGGGACCUGAACGACGAGGUCGAGGAGAGCGAGUGGUUCGACCCCUGGCCGACCAACGACGACUGGCGCCGGUUCCGGCGCAGGUUCCAGAGGGCCAUCAACCUGUCGCUGGAGAUGGACCUCGUGGGGGGACUGAAAGGCGCCAGCCUGCUUUGGCGUUAUACACGGGGUACGUACGGGUAACUGUUUUAUUUCGCUGGAUUGGACAAAAAGGGGGUUGGUUGGGUGGCGCUAUUUGGAGGUUGGCCACCUCGGAGGGUGGCUGUUUAUGCUGCUCUCUCUCUCUACGGACCACUGGCGCAUGGCAACCACAAGGAGGUUGGAUUCCUGCUAUAGAUCAUAGAAGCCAGUUUAAUACCCGUAGCCUGUCGCUACCAGGCAGAGUGAAAAGAGAUAUACAAUCGUUAGCUCCGUCGUCGGGCAACUACUUAGUUUUAAUAUAUUUCUAUUCCCACCGAUCUGGUUGCAAUCUGUGG
Phialemonium atrogriseum is the source of this 1766-nucleotide messenger RNA. RefSeq lists its product as uncharacterized. The record is from RefSeq and is a predicted model, not a curated record. The transcript is spliced from 2 exons. The coding region runs from base 343 to 1473 and encodes 376 amino acids. Lineage: Eukaryota; Fungi; Ascomycota; Sordariomycetes; Cephalothecales; Cephalothecaceae.